AUGCGCCCAGUCAAUCUGGCUCGAGCUGCUAUGGUCACCUGGGCCUUGCAGUUUGGCUCUGCUGUUGCGGCGGAAAGAACCAACUGGAAAGUCGAGGUCUUUCUGGAUGAUCUUUGCGAGCAGUCGACCGGAGUUUGGAUCGAUAAUCAUAAGUCUGGGUGUGAACGACUCGACAAUCUUCCUGAUAUUCGAUCCAUUAAGGCCACGGGCGAUGACCUGAAUGCCCGGUGUGGCUGGAAUGUCUUCGCCUGCGAAAACACCGAGUGCCAGAAGGGCUGGGAGUUACAAAAGGAUAUCUGUCUCCGAGUCGGCGUUGGCGACCUGAAGGACGCGAUCAAGAGUUACAUUGUCGUUGAAACUCCUUGCGUCUAA
Messenger RNA from Aspergillus alliaceus, 372 nucleotides. RefSeq lists its product as uncharacterized. The coding region runs from base 1 to 372 and encodes 123 amino acids. NCBI's taxonomy places the organism in Eukaryota, Fungi, Ascomycota, Eurotiomycetes, Eurotiales, Aspergillaceae. The transcript has a single exon. The record is from RefSeq and is a predicted model, not a curated record.